Frankliniella occidentalis (western flower thrips) is the source of this 1190-nucleotide messenger RNA. RefSeq lists its product as uncharacterized. Bases 205 to 1095 code for a protein of 296 amino acids. NCBI's taxonomy places the organism in Eukaryota, Metazoa, Arthropoda, Insecta, Thysanoptera, Thripidae. The transcript has 4 exons. The record is from RefSeq and is a predicted model, not a curated record.
UUUACGAGCCAGCACAACGCGCGCAAAGUGUCGAAGCUGACCGGCGCGCGCAAGCGCCGCGCCCUGUUCAAGGAGUCUGGGCAGCCGCCAAAGAGACGCCGCACCGCGGCGGGGCCGGACGACCACUAUGGCCGCGACGCCCAGGGCCCUCAGGGCGAGAGCGAGGGCGAGGACGAGCCGCAGCCACUCCCAGAGGUUGAGGACAUGGCCGUGUUGGAGGCGAAGAUCCGCGCCCACCUGGAUGCCAUUGAAAAGAGUAGAGAGAGGAUCGAAGAGAUCAUGAAGAUCGCCCAAAACUCUUGGGAGUGGCUCACCGAGCGCCGCUUGCGCCUCACCGCGUCGAACUUCGGCCCGGUCUGUCGUCGGUCUAAGCUCUUGUCGGUGAAGAUACUGGUACACCACCUCCUGUACACCGACCCGACCAACAAGACCAAGGCCAUGGAGCACGGGUCGGCGACAGAGCGGACCGCGAGGGAGCACUACGAGGCCAAGCACGGAGUGACGGUGCGAACUUGUGGCCUUGUGCUAGACCAGGAGUAUCCGUUUUUGGCAGCAAGUCCAGACGGAUUUUUAGAUGAUGACACGCUUCUUGAGAUAAAAUGCCCCACAAGCGGCGUCCACUUUGACUCCGCAGAGGAAGCGGUCAGAUGUAAAAAGCUGGAUUAUCUCAAGUUGGAUGGCAAUGGUGCCCUCUACCCGUACGAGCGGUCUGACUACAACUUCCAGAUCCAGGGACAGCUCCACAUUACAGGACGCAGCAAGUGUGUCCUGUAUAUCUAUCAGGAACAUGUAGAUGAGGCCACAGGCGUUGCGUCCAAGAAGUGGGACAAAGAGAUCUUAAUUACGCGUAAUGACAAGUUUUGGGCAGAGGAUAUGGAGCCUCACCUAGUGCAGUUUUACAAGCAGGCACUAGUCCCCGAACUAGUAUGCCCUCGGGCAAACUCCAGCAAGGCCUCUAGGGACAAAAUUCGGGAGGCGCCGUAUGUCCUAGAGGCCAUUGCCGCAAGAAAAGCCCUGUUAGAGGAGCAGGCGCUCGCCAGGCAAAACAAAGAAGGAAAGUCAUCACAAACCAAAGCAACGGCGAGGAAAAAAUAAACAACAAAUGUGCCAAUUUUUUGUUGUAGGUUUUCGUGCUUUUGUAAAUGUUUACUAGUCACACAGCCAUUAUUAUAUAUCCAUUCUCAACAAUG